AUGGCUCCAAAAAAGUCGACUGAAAACACAUCGAAAGAAUACAAAAAACUCUUGCUUAAACGUGACAACCUGGUCCGUUCGAUUUUGAGUCAUGCCGAAAAAAUGAAAGAAGGAACCACGCCAAAUAUGGCAGCAACUCGGAUGAAACAACUUGAAGGUACGCAUGAAAAAUAUGAGGCAAUUAUCGAAAAAAUAGAAGAUCAUGAUGAUUAUGAUCCAGACCAUUUAGAGGUCGACAGUGAAGAUGUAACCGAAGCAUUUAUUAAGGCAAUAGGAUUGAUUAAAGACACAUUAGGUGAAAAUUCGAACGACACAAUAUCGUUAAGCUCGACUAUGGCAACACGUAGCAUCACAACAACUUCAGAAGUGAAGUUACCCACGAUUUCAAUUCCAAAGUUCGAUGGUUCAAAGGCAUUGGAAUGGACUACAUUUUAUGACACAUUCUCUUCGCUUGUCGACCAAAAUGAAAAAAUACCAAAAAUAAGCAAAAUGCACUAUUUGCGCGAUAGUUUAAAGGGCGAAGCGUUUCGGUCUAUAAGCAAAUUGCCUGCUUCCGACGUUAAUUAUGAAAUCGCCUGGAAAAUACUGCAAGAACAAUAUCAUAACAAACGCGCAAUUGUGAACAACUGCUUGAAAUCGUUCAUUUUCCAAGAUAGCAUUAAAACACAAAAUGCAAGCAGCAUUCGCAAUUUGAUUGAUACCACAAAAGAGUCUCUCCAAUGCAUAGAAUCACUCGAUGUGAGCAUCGAUGAUUGGGAUCCGUUCAUUGUUUAUGUGUUGCAAACGAAAUUGGACAGAGACACAGCAAUUGAUUGGGAGAAAAAACUCAGCGGCUCCAAAGAAAUUCCCGAAUAUUCAACAAUGUUGGAGUUCCUCGAAACUCAAUAUAGAAUAAUGAAAGCGCCAAUAGAAAUGUCAUGCAAUUCACAAGCAACAUCACAGAAAUUCCACUCAACAAGAGUACCAAAUACGAUCAACAAGAAAGAUGUAUGUGAAGUUUGCAAGGGCGAGCAUUAUGUUUUGUUCUGUGACACGUUCAACGCAUGGAACGUCACCCAAAGAAAGCAAUUUGUUAUAGAAAAAGGUCUUUGCGUUGUGUGCUUGAAAAAACAUGAAAUUGAACAUUCGACCGCCAUUGUGAAAGUGCAAGAUAAAUCUGGGGUCUAUCAUUUAUUCCGUGCGUUGAUCGAUCAAGGGUCACAGGGAAUUGUUGUGUCCGAAAGAGCCGUUCAAAUUCUACGUCUUCCACGCAAGAAGGCAAAUGUCCCAUUGCUCGGAAUUGAUGAUAAACCACUCGGAAAAGCAACAAAAUCAAUCCGAAUUCAAGUGCAAUCUGCAGUAAACAGCGAUUUCGUCAUAUCAAUGGAAGCACUUGUAAUGCGGUCAAUCAUGUCAGCCGGCCCACAGUUUGAAAAACACAAUAAAUGGAAACAUUUGAACGGUUUGCAACUCGCAGAUCCUGAGUAUAUGCAAGCAAAUGCGGUUGACAUUCUGUUUGGUGUGGACAUUUACGGCAUUAUCGUUGAAAAUGGUUUAAAGAAGGGCAAAUUACACGAACCAGUAGCACAAAAUUCGUCGUUCGGCUGGCUUGUAUUCGGCGCUGCAUGCAAAGCAAAAGAAUACAGCGUUCGCAUCCAUACAACUCGCUUGGCGAACACAAAUGAUAACGAUGACAAUGAAGAUUUAAAUAUAGCAUUGAAACGUUUCUGGGAGAGUGAAGAAGUGAAUUUAAAGCCAAUCAUGAGCGAAGAACAUGAGAAAUGCGUAAAGUUGUGCAAUGAAACGACGAUUCGAUUGCCAAGUGGCCAAGUGCAAGUGUCUCUCCCAUUUAACAUGGAUCGCAAUAAUGAAAACUUUCUCGGUGACUCUCGUAAGAUGGCAUUACGACGUUUUUUUCACUUAGAAAAGAAAUUUGAAAAGGAUGCAACUUACUAUGAACGAUAUAAAGCCGAUAUGUUGAAUUAUCUUGAGUGCAACCACAUGAGCUUAAGCAAAUCACCAUCUAACGAGGGUUACUACGUGCCACAUCACGCC
This is a messenger RNA of Sitodiplosis mosellana (orange wheat blossom midge), 2034 nucleotides long. RefSeq lists its product as uncharacterized. The annotation marks the transcript as partial. Lineage: Eukaryota; Metazoa; Arthropoda; Insecta; Diptera; Cecidomyiidae. The record is from RefSeq and is a predicted model, not a curated record. The transcript has 2 exons.